Brenthis ino (lesser marbled fritillary) is the source of this 585-nucleotide messenger RNA. NCBI's taxonomy places the organism in Eukaryota, Metazoa, Arthropoda, Insecta, Lepidoptera, Nymphalidae. The record is from the annotation of a GenBank genome assembly.
AUGGAUUUUGAAAUCUCACAAGAUACGAACAUAAAAAGUACUAAUAAAAAUUCAACACUUGGGAAAGUUUUAAUAUACGCAACAGGUGGCCUGGCUUUAGGUGUGAGCAUCAUAAGUAUUCCGUUUGUUUCACCUGCAUUUCGAAAAAUUUGUCUACCAUAUGUUCCAGCAACUACAGAUCAGUUGUUAGGAGUUAAAUUAGCGCUGAAAGGCAGAUCUGGAAGAUUAUUAGAUGUGGGUUCCGGGGACGGUAGAAUAGUAUUUACAGCAGCUAAGUUAGGUUUUCAAGCAGAUGGAGUAGAAUUAAACCCAGUCUUAGUAUGCUAUUCUAGAAUAUCAGCUAUUCUGAACAGACGAUACCGAGAAACCAAAUUCUACAGACGAAAUUUGUGGACAUUUGACUUGGUGCCCUAUGAUAAUAUUGUUAUAUUUGGAGUGGAACAAAUGAUGAUUGACUUUGAAAAGAAAUUAUUAAAAGAAGUUAAGGAGGGUACAGUUGUGGUAGUAUGUAGAUUUCCUUUACCAAAUAUGAUACCAGUUGAAACAAUAGGACAUGGUGUGGAUACAGUUUGGAAAUAUGUUGUU